UGGCCGAGAGGGUACGCGGAGGCGGACGGUGGCCGACGAGGUCCGGCAUGGAGCACCUAGAGCGCUGCGCGUGGGUCCUACGGGGGACGCUGGUGCGAUCGGCAGUGCGGCGAUACCUGCCCUGGGCUCUGGCGGCCUCUAUGCUGGCGGGCUCCCUCCUCAAGGAGCUCUCUCCGCUGCCCGAGAGCUAUCUCAGCAACAAGCGCAACGUCCUCAACGUGUAUUUUGUCAAAGUGGCCUGGGGCUGGACCUUCUGCCUCCUCCUGCCUUUCAUCGCCCUCACCAACUACCACCUGACGGGCAAGGCCGGCCUGGUCUUGCGGCGGCUGAGCACCCUGCUCGUGGGCACGGCCAUCUGGUACGUCUGCACGGCCAUCUUCUCCAACAUUGAGCACUACACGGGCAGCUGCUACCAGUCGCCAACCCUGGAGGGGGAGAGAAAGGAGCAUCAGAGCAAGCAGCAGUGCCACGGGGAAGGGGGCUUUUGGCACGGCUUCGACAUCUCGGGCCACUCCUUCCUGCUGACCUUCUGUGCCCUCAUGAUUGUGGAGGAGAUGGCCGUGCUUCACGAGGUGAAGACGGACCGAAACCACUGUCUCCACGCGGCCAUCACCACCCUGGUGGUGGCCCUGGGCUUCCUGACCUUCAUCUGGGUGUGGAUGUUUCUGUGCACGGCCGUCUACUUCCACAACUUGUCCCAGAAGGUGUUUGGCACUCUGUUCGGUCUGCUGGGCUGGUAUGGGACGUACGGCUGUUGGUAUCUGAAAUCCUUUUCUCCAGGACUUCCUCCCCAGAGCUCCAGUUUGAAUUUGAAGCAAGACACUUACAAGAAAUAAAAGAGAAACAAAAAGGAUGAGGGCAGGACCGGGGUUAAAAGGUUUUUCCGUUUCUUUUUCUCCUUAAUUGUUUGACUAAAUGAUCGAUCCCGCUUCGGGAAGGAAGCUUACCAGGCAGUUUUGGGGUAGGGGGUGCGGUGGUGGAGUCUGGGGAGCUGGGCCAGGCCCCAGACAGUUCUUGGAGACAUCACGCUGUGUCACAAGCACCGCCAUCCCCAGUCAGGCACUUUGCGUCCCUGGCAAGACUUGACCUUAAUCUGUUACGUCCCUUUUGUCCCUGGAUGGCGAGCUCAGGCUCAGUGAGAGGGCAGAAUCAGGAAGGCCUCUCUGGUGUGGCUGAAUUGAGGUGGGGGACUCCCCUGCUGCGUCACUUGCUCCCUGAUUCUUAGCUGUCUUCUGUGUCAAGGGCUGCUGAUGCUAUUAGUUAACAACCAUGCCCUCUGGUCAGUUUUGCAUAAGCAUUUAUUUCCAGCAGGGUUCUUUAUAUAUAUCAACUACCAACCGCCUAAGACACACUCUGGUUGUAGUAUUUGCUCUAUCUGUGGAGUGUCAAAUACUUCAACUGACUUGUGAUUGACUGCCAACACAGUCACACUUGAGUGCCUCUGCGACGGAGUAUUGGAUACUUUUUAUGUAACGAACACUGAUAAUUUUCUGUCUGUGUCGUCUAGUAUAUAUUGGUUUUUGAAGCAAUAAGGUUAUCUCCCCUCCCCUUCUGUUUUGAGUGAAUGCUUUAUAGUUUUUAAUAACAACCAUGGUAUUUGUUCUUUGUUGACAGAACUUCCAAAAAUAACUCACGACUCCAGUGUUGCACUUUGGCACACAUGUCAAGUGCCUUGAGGGUUUUUAAGAACACUAAAACACUUUUGGCUUUAUGGUAUUUAUUCAAGCUUGCGGGGCUGUUUUCUUGGUUAAGGAUCAAACUGGGAAGCAGACAUUUGAAUAACUUGUUGAAUUUUAAGCUGAGUCAGAGUAAUUUUGCAAAAUGCCUAUUUGCACUGAAACUCUCCUGACCACGUAUCAGUGGUGUUAGACUGAACAGUGUUUCAGAGUCGUGUGAUAAUAAGUCUUCUGUCCGCUGCUAUGGCCCAGAGCAUUUUUACCCAUUUAGAUAAGAUUAUGCUAAGUCAGAAGUGGAGGAAGGUGUCUUCCCUUGCUUCUGAGGGCAAGAAGCCAACUUCUUUGCAAGAACGUCUCUGUUAAAUGGUGGCUUGACUUUGACCCCUCCCUCUUCUUAAUUGGACCACCACCAAAACCACACCAAACCAGGGUCUGUUCCUCUGCCCUUGAACUUGACUUUUUCUUUCCCGUUUGCAGCAUUCUCAAUUUCCAGCCUUGUUCUUGUGCGGCCUUCACCGUGAGAAUGCUGGAAAGGGUUAGAUACUCUGUUCCGUCUGCCCUGCAAAGACACAGUUAGUGCUGUGAUAAGAUACCCCUUCCGCUCUCAGUGUCUCCGUAAGCCUUUCACACCCAGCCCCUUGCAUUUUGGAUAAUCAUCCUGGAAGCUUCUUCUAUACUCUUUGCCCCCAGUCACGCCUGGUAAUAGCAUUAACUGAUAAGCACUUGACUGGUUUAACUCAAGCUUAGGUUGCUAGGAGCUUGAUGUCUGGGAAAUCUUCAGUGUAAAACAUAUUGCUUACAAAGAUGUAUUUAAAAGAUGUAUUUAAAAUACAUAUCUCAUCCGGCCACAGGUUAUCCUGUAUCGAUCAAAAUGUGAGGUGUGACACAUUGCACCCAGAGGUGGCAGAAGCGCCUGGCAGUGAGAUUCUGGAGGUGUCGCCAUGGUGCCCUGGGAGCACUGGCAAGGUCUGAUUCAAGCUCAGCCCUACAUUAACUCCAUGGCACGUGUCCAUUGCCGAAUCUUGUCGAGUCAUCAGUCUCCCUCCACUUCCUGCUCAGUCUUACCGCCUUUGCCUGUCACUGGGGGACAUGCUCUCCAUCCGUAUGUGAGAUAUCAUGGCAAGACUGAAAGCGUUUGGGUUUGGACAGGUGUGAGAGGUGGGUCCAGAUCUCAGCACCACCACCACGGAGAGCUGUCUGACCGUGGGCACGCCUCAAUUUCUCCAUCUGUGAAAUGGAGGUGGUCCUGUCGGGAUGAAGGGAAAUGAUGAAGGUAAAAUGCGCAGCACAUGGGCGGAGCAGGUGACCAUCCCCCUGCUUCCUUUUUCUUGAUUACGCCUUGAGGACUUUUUGGCUCCUCUAGAGAAGGCAGGGAGACCAGCAUCUUCUUUGGAGUGCCAUUCAGGGUCUGGGUGUCCUGUUGAAAUAGCCUCGUCUUUUGAAAAGUGUCUGUUCCCCCGGUGCUGAACAAGAGGCUUCCGAGGGCAUCUGCAAUCACAGAACACCGCCGUGCUAGUUUCGCCUCUGUGUUGAGGUUCAUUCACUGGCGCCUCGUUUUCCACGUGCAUCUGUCAUAGUCUGAGUACCAGUUUGUAUUUAGCGAAUGGCUCUUGCCACUGUUUUUGUAUACACACAGAUCGUGUGUGUAAACAGGCAAAUGAAGUAAACUGGAAAUAAUGAAAACCCCA
Molecule: messenger RNA, 3364 nt
Organism: Dama dama (fallow deer)
Lineage: Eukaryota; Metazoa; Chordata; Mammalia; Artiodactyla; Cervidae
Gene: FITM2
Product: fat storage inducing transmembrane protein 2
Exons: 3
Coding region: 48-836 (262 amino acids)
Biological process (GO): phospholipid biosynthetic process; lipid storage; lipid droplet organization
Cellular component (GO): endoplasmic reticulum membrane
Source: RefSeq, a predicted model, not a curated record